CACAACACAGAAUAGGUACUUAAAUUUUAUCUUGAUAUUUAAAAUGUAUAUAUCAUGUUAUCCGAAAAUCUGUAGCACAAUUUAUUAAGUUGCUGCUCGGGUCGGGUGUGUGCUGAAGACACAUAGAGAAUUAUAGGAAAAAGGAAUUAAUAUGGAGGAAAAAUAUAUAUUAUCUUUAGAUAUAGGUACUACAACAAUUAGGUCGGUUAUUUACAAUUCAAAAACAGAAAUCGUAGGCAGGGCUGUAGAUCAGGUAACUCUUCACUAUCCCAUUUCUGGCUAUGUGGAAAUUGACCCUGAUGAGCUAUGGACCAUUGUGAUAAAUGUUGUAAACACUUGCUUGCAAAAUGCAAAACUCUCAGCCGGUCAGAUCACAGCAAUGGGGGUAUCGACACAAAGAGGUACAUUCAUAACAUGGUCUAAGACUACCGGGAAACCAUUUCAUAGAUUUAUAACGUGGAAAGAUCUCAGAGCUGAUGAAUUAGUGAAGCAAUGGAAUAACUCAUUCUCUUGGAAGCUUCUCAAAUUUGGUGCUUAUGUGUUGUAUAUUAUAUCAAGGAGUAACAGAUUUCGUGCUGGGAGCGUGUUUAAAUUCUCCAAUAAUCAGACGACAUUGAGAUUGUACUGGGCUCUACUUAACAUACCUGAGUUGAAAGUAGCAGUUGAAAAGAAUGACGCCAUGUUCGGAACCUUGGAUACUUGGCUGCUAUAUAAAAUGACAGGAAGCAAGAUUCAUAUGACAGACGUGUCAUCGGCGUCAGCGACUGGUUUUUACGACCCUUUCACUAUGAAAUGGUCUAGUUGGGCUUUGCAAUUGUUUGGAAUACCAUUAGCUGCCUUACCGACACUGGUCGAUACUGCCGGCGAUCACUUCACUAGUACUGCACCAGAAAUAUGGGGUCACGCGAUACCUAUACGGAGUUUUAUUGCCGAUCAAACAGCUUCAAUGUGGGGCUCGUGUUGUUUUGAUGUCGGCGACGUGAAGCUGACCAUGGGUACUGGGACGUUCUUUAACAUCAACACUGGUUCUGUACCACAUGCGUCUGUUUCUGGACUAUAUCCAGUAGUUGGGUGGAGGCUGGGUGAUGAAUUGGUCUUCUCAGCAGAGGGAGCGAACAAUGAUACAGCUAGCAUCAUUAAAUGGGCACAAACCUUAGGUCUGUUCGAUAAUCCCCAAGAUACGGCUGAAAUUGCCAUGUCGGUGCCGGACACUGACGACGUAUUCUUCAUACCCGCGUUCAGCGGAUUGGGACCACCGUAUAACGACUCCACCGCGGCGUCGGGCUUCGUCGGCAUGAAGCCGUCUACGACAAAAGCGCACCUCGUUCGUGCCGUCCUCGAGUCGCUGGCUUUCCGCACUGCACAGCUGUAUACCUGCGUCCGGGCUGAAACUUCGUACACGUUUAAUAGUAUUAGGCUAGAUGGCGGUGUAUCCAAUAACGAUUUUAUAGUUCAACUAGUAGCAGAUUUAACAGACCUACGUGCGAUACGACCAGUAGAAGUUGAAAUGUCUUCCCUUGGCUGUGCUCAUAUCGUUGGUUUACAUUUAGGUAUAUUCUCAUCGAAAGAAGAGUUGAAAUCGCUUCAUAAAGUAGGUACCGUGUUUACGCCACGGCCUCAGGUUAAAAAGGCGUACGAAGUGACAAUCGCUAGAUGGGAAGACGCUGUAAAGAGGAUGUGUGGUUGGUAUUUAGGGAAUAAGACAAUUUCCUAUCGAAACUCAGUACAAGACUCGAGCAACUCAAUCAGACCUCAGAAUAGUUUCAAGGUCACAUCGAUGAAGAAAAAUGGACGAUCCAAAUAGCGGUGGCUUUUUUAUUUGCUUUUAUUCAUCGCGUGCAUUCCGAUAUGCAGAUGAUAUUGGACAUUCCUUAGUAGUUUUAAAAUGUAUUGUUGUUAUAUUUAUAAGAAUUUGACGAGAUUGUAGAUGACUUUUUAACGGGUUGUGGUUAUAUAAUUAAGGUGGUCUGAAUCGUUUUUUUAAUGUUUGAUUUUAAUCGUAUUAUUUAUAAAUGAGAUAAACUAUUCGAUUAUAGUGCCGUAUAUAUAUAUAUGUGUUGAACAAAUUGGACGUUCGCGAACGAAAUUAUUGAACGUUAUUAGUUCAUGUGUUAGGUAUAAAAUAUCGUCGUAAUUAUACUCAUUAAGCAAUCCUUUGCCGAUUGUAAACAGUGAAAUACUGGCUUGUGUGUUUGUAUGUUUUGUUAUGAAACAGCAUUGUUUCAACUCGUACUGGUAGGUGUGUAUACUCGUCAGGGUAGCCUUAACAUUCGAUAGUCUGGCAAAACAGUAAUACAUACAAUUCGAUGGUGUGUUCCGGCUUGUGACGUAAAAUUUAUUCUAGAAAGAACUUAAUAUCCUAGAUAUAUAUUGGAAAUGACUCCUUACAAAGUAAGUUACUUCUUACAAAGCAAGUCUGGUGACUACUUACCACCAUAUGACUGAUUUGGCAAUUUAUGAAUUACACACAUAUAUAUAUAUAUAUAUAUAUAUAUAUAUAUAUGUAUACAAAAUUACUACUAGUACAUAAUUAUAUAGACAGAUAGAUUUUUAAUAAAUACAUAUUAUAUAAAGUUUGGUUCCUAUAUGUGUAUGUAGCUUUAUUAUCUAUUGAUACAUACAUAUACAUAUAUAUACAUAUAGAUACAUAGUUUAGACCCGAAAUUAGUAAAUAGUAAUCAAUAUAUGUAUGGCAUCACAUAGCACUUUAUAAUUCUUUAUAAAAAUUAACCACCGCUUCCAAGUCUGGCUUCAAGUCAAAAUGUAGACCAUUAAAGAAAAUCUAUUUUUAAUCUAUCUACUAAGGUCACCACUGCCCAUUAACAUUGAAUGAAGUACGAAAACUAUUUUAUCAUUUUAAUUAACUAACAACUAUGGAAUUCGACAUGAUAUUAUGUUUUUUUUUUUUUUUUGUAUCUAUAAACACAAAGGCCUACUCAUCCUUUAAUUGUUACUGAUAAACAGUUUGUUGUAAGUUAAAAUACGAGUAAGUACCACUUAACAUUUCAAUCGUUAAAUUUAAGUAUAUCUAAUAAUCAAAAUAAUUCCGAGUCGGAAAUUUCGAUACUAUAUAUCUGCCAAUUUAAUCCUCAUUUAUUGGAAACACGUAUAAAUACUUAUUCAUGUUCUAAUUUCGACCUCUUUUUAUAAUUUUCAACAGCUUCAACCAUGACAUUUGAUAUUUUAAAACAUUUAAAAUUAAAUUUAUUUUCAGUCUUGCCAUGUAAAAUUUAUUAUUGAAUUUAAAAUAAAAUAAUGUUCUA
Nymphalis io (European peacock) is the source of this 3263-nucleotide messenger RNA. RefSeq names its product putative glycerol kinase 5. The transcript is spliced from 11 exons. Gene Ontology annotation, biological process: glycerol metabolic process; triglyceride metabolic process; glycerol-3-phosphate biosynthetic process. The record is from RefSeq and is a predicted model, not a curated record. Gene Ontology annotation, molecular function: glycerol kinase activity. NCBI's taxonomy places the organism in Eukaryota, Metazoa, Arthropoda, Insecta, Lepidoptera, Nymphalidae. The coding region runs from base 152 to 1804 and encodes 550 amino acids. Gene Ontology annotation, cellular component: mitochondrion.